This is a messenger RNA of Oryza sativa Japonica Group (Japanese rice), 2906 nucleotides long. Its product is annotated as putative respiratory burst oxidase homolog protein H. Gene Ontology annotation, molecular function: NAD(P)H oxidase H2O2-forming activity; peroxidase activity; calcium ion binding. Lineage: Eukaryota; Viridiplantae; Streptophyta; Magnoliopsida; Poales; Poaceae. Gene Ontology annotation, cellular component: plasma membrane. The record is from RefSeq and is a predicted model, not a curated record.
UUACCCGCCAUAUCUGUCUCCCUCUCCCCUUCUCAUCUCCCGAGAAGUAGUAGUAGUAGUCGUCUAGUAGUAGUAGCCUACCACCACCUCCCUCGGCGAGCGGGUCCCACCGGCCACCGUCCGUACUCCGGUGAGCCGGCAUUGCGUGUUCCGGGAUGGCGUCGCCGUACGACCACCAGUCGCCGCAUGCGCAGCACCCGUCGGGGUUGCCGAGGCCGCCGGGGGCGGGGGCGGGUGCGGCGGCGGGCGGGUUCGCGCGGGGGCUGAUGAAGCAGCCGUCGCGGCUGGCGUCCGGGGUGAGGCAGUUCGCGUCGAGGGUGUCGAUGAAGGUGCCGGAGGGGGUGGGGGGGAUGCGGCCCGGUGGCGGGAGGAUGACGCGGAUGCAGUCCAGCGCGCAGGUGGGGCUCCGGGGGCUCCGCUUCCUCGACAAGACGUCCGGCGGGAAGGAGGGGUGGAAGUCCGUCGAGCGCCGCUUCGACGAGAUGAACCGCAACGGCCGCCUCCCCAAGGAGAGCUUCGGCAAGUGCAUCGGCAUGGGGGACUCCAAGGAGUUCGCCGGCGAGCUGUUCGUGGCGCUGGCGCGGCGGAGGAACCUGGAGCCGGAGGACGGCAUCACCAAGGAGCAGCUCAAGGAGUUCUGGGAGGAGAUGACCGACCAGAACUUCGACUCGCGGCUUCGCAUUUUCUUUGACAUGUGCGACAAGAAUGGCGAUGGGAUGCUCACGGAAGAUGAGGUCAAGGAGGUUAUUAUACUGAGUGCGUCGGCGAACAAGCUGGCGAAGCUGAAGGGACACGCGGCGACGUACGCGUCGCUGAUCAUGGAGGAGCUGGACCCGGACGACCGCGGGUACAUCGAGAUCUGGCAGCUGGAGACGCUGCUGCGCGGCAUGGUGAGCGCGCAGGCGGCGCCGGAGAAGAUGAAGCGGACGACGUCGAGCCUCGCGAGGACGAUGAUCCCGUCGCGGUACCGGAGCCCGCUGAAGCGGCACGUGUCCAGGACGGUGGACUUCGUGCACGAGAACUGGAAGCGGAUCUGGCUCGUCGCGCUGUGGCUCGCCGUCAACGUCGGCCUCUUCGCCUACAAGUUCGAGCAGUACGAGCGGCGCGCCGCGUUCCAGGUGAUGGGCCACUGCGUGUGCGUGGCCAAGGGCGCCGCCGAGGUGCUCAAGCUCAACAUGGCGCUCAUCCUCCUCCCCGUGUGCCGGAACACGCUCACCACGCUCAGGUCCACGGCGCUCAGCCACGUCAUCCCCUUCGACGACAACAUCAACUUCCACAAGGUGAUCGCGGCGACCAUCGCCGCCGCCACCGCCGUCCACACGCUGGCGCACGUCACCUGCGACUUCCCGAGGCUGAUCAACUGCCCCAGCGACAAGUUCAUGGCGACGCUGGGGCCGAACUUCGGGUACAGGCAGCCGACGUACGCCGACCUGCUGGAGAGCGCCCCCGGCGUCACCGGCAUCCUCAUGAUCAUCAUCAUGUCCUUCUCCUUCACGCUGGCCACGCACUCCUUCCGCCGGAGCGUCGUCAAGCUGCCGUCGCCGCUGCACCACCUCGCCGGCUUCAACGCCUUCUGGUACGCGCACCACCUCCUGGUGCUCGCCUACGUCCUCCUCGUCGUGCACUCCUACUUCAUAUUCCUCACCAGGGAGUGGUACAAGAAAACGACAUGGAUGUACCUGAUAGUCCCAGUGCUCUUCUAUGCAUGCGAGAGAACGAUCAGAAAAGUUCGAGAGAACAACUACCGCGUGAGCAUCGUCAAGGCAGCGAUUUACCCAGGAAAUGUGCUCUCUCUUCACAUGAAGAAGCCGCCGGGUUUCAAGUACAAGAGCGGGAUGUACCUGUUUGUGAAGUGCCCUGAUGUCUCUCCUUUCGAAUGGCAUCCCUUCUCCAUCACUUCUGCACCUGGAGAUGACUACCUGAGUGUGCAUAUCCGUACACUAGGUGACUGGACGACUGAACUCAGAAACCUGUUUGGGAAGGCUUGCGAGGCACAGGUUACUUCUAAGAAGGCUACCCUUUCAAGACUUGAAACUACAGUUGUGGCGGACGCUCAGACAGAGGAUACUAGGUUUCCUAAGGUCCUUAUUGAUGGGCCCUAUGGUGCACCGGCGCAAAACUACAAGAAGUAUGACAUUCUUUUGCUUAUUGGUCUUGGAAUUGGUGCUACUCCUUUCAUCAGCAUUCUGAAGGAUCUGUUGAACAACAUUAAAUCCAACGAAGAGGUGGAAAGCAUACAUGGUUCUGAGAUAGGCAGCUUCAAGAACAAUGGGCCAGGAAGAGCUUACUUCUACUGGGUGACCAGAGAGCAAGGGUCCUUCGAGUGGUUUAAAGGAGUCAUGAACGAUGUCGCUGAAAGUGAUCACAAUAAUAUUAUAGAGAUGCACAAUUACCUGACCAGCGUGUAUGAAGAAGGCGACGCAAGGUCAGCUUUGAUUGCCAUGGUUCAGUCACUUCAACAUGCCAAAAAUGGUGUGGAUAUCGUCUCCGGCAGCAGGAUUCGCACACAUUUUGCGAGGCCUAACUGGAGAAAGGUGUUCUCUGACUUGGCGAAUGCCCACAAAAACUCACGCAUAGGUGUUUUCUAUUGUGGAUCCCCUACACUCACGAAACAACUCAAGGAUCUUUCAAAAGAAUUCAGCCAGACAACCACAACUAGAUUCCACUUCCACAAGGAAAACUUUUAAGACCGUACCAAAGGACGUCUAAACAGACUGCAUAUACUUGUAUAGGAAAGAAAUACGAUAGCAUUGGGAUAGCAAAUAUAGUCUUACAAGUUUUGCUCUACGAUGGAUUGUACAAAAUAUAUGUUGAAAGCUAGUGUCACCAUCGUGCAUAGAUUCUGGAAUGUUUACAGAUAUAUGUAUUGGAACAGUGGGAAUGCAUGUUAGAAAAAUUGAGUUCCA